AAAAGCAUUAAAUAAAGAAGUUUGAGCCCACUGUCGUUCUUAAAAAGUUGAUUCAGUUUUAAUGGAACUCAUUAAACUCAAAAGUUCAGUUCUAAUCAGCUGCAUUACUUUUUUUUUUAAGAAAAAAAAACUUCAUACGUUUAAUCAAGUAAACUAAAAUGUUGUUCUAUUUUAUGUAACUUUAACUAAAUAAGUUUUAAAAGUGCUUUUGAGAUACCAAAAAGAAACUCAUUAAUUAUAACAAUAUAAAGCACUUUCGUAUCUUAAUUGUGUGUUUGACGCAGAUUUGUAAGAAUUUUUAAUCAUUUUAACCCAAACAUCUUAUGCUUAUCAGAGAUUGUCGAGAAUGUUGAAAGUUUCGGAGCUCGUCUUAUUAUUAUAUCUAAUAAAAACAAUUAGAGGAAAUGUAAAUAAUGAAAUAUUAUCAGUCCUUCCUGAUACUACGAGUGAUAUCUUUAGCCUUCCAAAUGGAACUCACGACACUUCACUUGCAGAAUCUCCUAACCAUAAGAGAAUUCUUUCUGUGAGAUUUAGCAAUAGGAGCCUUCUCAAAAUUCCUUUACAGGAUUCGAAUGUCUCUUCCCUCAUUUGCUUUCCAAGUAGUGACCAAGAUUACAAAAAUGUCUAUACUUUAUCCCACAUCACUUGCAGGACAAUGGGCUUCAUGACCUUUGCUUCAAUCAGAGCGAAAAUGUCUCCACUCAAUCGAGCAAGAAUCAAUCCUAGAGAUCUGGACUGCUCUGGUCUAGAGCGAGGGGCUUCUACGUCAUGCAAACCUUUUCGAACUACGACUGAAAAUUGCCGAAUGGUCACUGAAGUAACUUGUGGAGCUUGCAAUGGAACAAGCAAAGGAUUCAAAGGAGUGAUUAAGAGUCCCGGUUUUCCAUUUGCUUCCUUUGAUGAUGUAACGUGCGAAUGGAACGUAAUGGUUCCAGAACAUCAUAGUAUUAUCCUGUCUUUCAAUCAAUUCGAUGCAAUUGAUACAGAAUCAGCAGAUCUCCCAUGUGGUUUACACAGACCAAGCGUACAAAUAAUGUUCGGAAUUCAAUCAAAAGUGACUAUUCAUCGUUAUUGUCAACUAAGUGAGCUGAAAAAUUUGAGUAUACCAUUCCACACGGUGAAAAUCAUAGUUUUUACUGGAUUGCAGGGAAGAAGGCUUUCGAAGAAUGAGCUCGGCAUUUCCAUAUCAUUCGAAGCUAGCGUGCCGGCUAAAGAAAGUGAUGAUUCUCCACUAACAUUGCUCGCCUUCUUUCUUCUUGGGGUCAUUUUCCUAAGCUGCGUUAUCCUCUGCCAUUUCAUACAAAAACACAAGCUCUGUGAAUGUGGUAUGAAAGAUCGUGAUAGGAGAAUUUUAAGACAUCCGAUGGAACAUGCCUAUGAUUUGCAUAAUUACAAUCGAACAAGAAUAGGAAAUGAAAAUUUGAGCAAUUGUCCAAAAGUAGAAUGUGCAAAAGCAGUAGUUGAACUUCAACAGAAUCCUAAAGUGGUAUACGAAUCAAGAAAAGACUUCCACGAGUAUACAAGUCUGCUUGACACUUCAGCAGGAUAUAUUCCAAGUGUAACUCGCGGUUAUAGUGAUCAAGAGAAAUUGAACGCCAGUCUUCACAAAAAAUUAAAUUUAUCUCACAGUUACCACGGAAAAGAGGAUCCCAAUCGAUUGUCUGUGUCACCUCCCACGCCUUAUUAUGAUUAUCCCAGGUUCAAUGCAUCUUCUGAAUCUUCCAUGGAAGAGGAAAAGAAAAAACUCAAACUUUCCAAGAGUACUUGCUAGUUUUAGUGGGAAAAUGUUCUUACUUUUUUACUGAGAAUUAAUAUGUGAAAAGUUCUUAACGAU
This is a messenger RNA of Parasteatoda tepidariorum (common house spider), 1834 nucleotides long. RefSeq lists its product as uncharacterized. NCBI's taxonomy places the organism in Eukaryota, Metazoa, Arthropoda, Arachnida, Araneae, Theridiidae. The record is from RefSeq and is a predicted model, not a curated record.